Cryptotermes secundus is the source of this 2989-nucleotide messenger RNA. RefSeq lists its product as uncharacterized. The transcript has 6 exons. The record is from RefSeq and is a predicted model, not a curated record. Gene Ontology annotation, molecular function: G protein-coupled receptor activity. Gene Ontology annotation, cellular component: membrane. Bases 252 to 2429 code for a protein of 725 amino acids. Gene Ontology annotation, biological process: G protein-coupled receptor signaling pathway; cell surface receptor signaling pathway. Lineage: Eukaryota; Metazoa; Arthropoda; Insecta; Blattodea; Kalotermitidae.
UUUGCUGUCGAUCUGUCAACAGUCCUCGUGUAGCAACACGCGAGCGCCUGGCCUCCAGAAGGGUUCUGCUCAAGUCUGCGUGUGGCUGUGUGCUAGUUCUGACGCGAAUUAGUCGUGUAGACCACUGUACGCGGUUGCUUACCGUAAAUCUGAUUCCUACAUUCAACUUCAGUGAGUUCCUUUCAACGUAACAAGAUAUAAAAAGGCGUGACCGGCUUCUUCGUCUGCUCCUGGGAGCAGCUUCGGCCGAAAUGUCUCACCACGGUGUAACGACAUUGCUACAACUCGUAAUGCUCUCAGGUGUAAGUUCGGGUGCACUAUACGAGCACAGUUACUUUCAGGACACUUCUGACAGGUGUAGGGAGAUCAGUUCCUGCGGUAUAAACACUAGCAGCACCUUCUCGAUUUCCCGCGUCUGUCAAUGCGAUGACCUGUGUGCCACGUAUGGGGACUGUUGCCAGGAUUCGCCCCACUUCAAACCAUCGCCCCUACAAACAUGCCUCACGGCAGGAGACUGGAACACCGCUUCAAAUUACAAGGAUAAUUACUAUAUGGUGACGUCAUGUCCCUCCUCGUGGCUGGGGGAAGAAACGCGUUCCAGAUGCGAAAACUACAUCGAAACAAUCCGACGAGAACCGAUACUGGGACUCCCCAUUACCAGCAGUGCCACCAAUAUCACGUACCCGAACUAUCACUGCGCAAGGUGUAACGGUGAUCUCCAUAUGAGCACAAUGAUAAGAUGGAAACUCGCAGUCACCUGCGAUCCAAGUCUUUCACUCCCAGUACCAGACAUUGAUACAGUCAUUAAGGAGUCAACUUAUGGAAAAGAUUUUAAGUUCAAGCCAAAAUUUGCAAAUGCCAGUUAUCACACUUGUAAAUUAUAUGUUUGGAGACCGUUUAAAUUACUUCGCAGAUGUCACGAGCGAACCGUUGAUUCCUGUCCACCCUCGUGGCGCAAUGAUACAUUGAGGAAGCAGUGUGAGGCCUACACUUCUUUGGUAUUUCGGCUGAAGUACAAACCUUUCCGCAACCCGCACUGCGCUACUUGUAAUCACGUCCCUAACAAACUCAUAGGUUGUAUAAAGGACGGGUUAGUAAUAGAGACUUUAUUUCCAAUACUGUUUGACUUCUCGGAUAGUUCCAGUGACGUGGUUGGGAAGACAAGAAUUUGUGCAAACCACAACGAAGCAUAUGAUCCAACUGCAAAGAAAUGCCGUCACAUAAUAUGGUCAAUAGCAGGACAAGAAGAUCUUCAUGAAUUAGACAAUUGUUACGGAAACAUUUCCAAAUGUAAUAUAAAGAAUUGUUCAAGGUUCGUUUUAGAUCCGAAUGAAUACUCACUUAAUGACAAUUUGACUGUGACAGAUUUAUCAUCCAAUAAAUUAUAUGCAGACGGAGAAUUCAGAAUAAUGGAUGACGGUCGUGUGGAAGUGUGUGCCAAAUACCAAGUAAUUGAAGAGAAGUUUAAUAGUGUCAUGAAGUACAUGACAUUCUUGGGACUUGGCGUGUCAAUUGGGUUCCUUUUUCUGCAUCUGGUUGCCUUCGUGAUAAAUCCUGCUCUCAGAAAUCUGUCUGGGAAAAACCUGGCUUCAUUAUGCACUGCUCUGAUUUUGGCAUAUGGAUCUUUCAUCAUUGGACAGCUGCUGCAAGUUGGAGGAGUGGGCUGCAAGGUAACUGCUGUGGUCACCUACUACUGUUUCCUCUCUUCGUUCUCAUGGCUGUUGUUGAUGGCGUUCGACGUGUGGCGUACGCUAAGACUAUCUACCGUGCGCCUGCGCGUUGUGUCAAGAGAGUCACGUCGGUACGUGUUCAUCACAUACUCUGCAUUCUGCUGGCUCAUCUUCCCAGGAAUUCUCGUUUCCACGGCGUUCGGCAUGCAGUACUUCCACGUCGAGAACGCUUUCAUUCCAGGGUUUGGACUACACAACUGCUGGUUUGGUAACCGCAAAGCGUUGAUUGUCUUUUUCGCCAUCCCAGUUGGUGUCAUCAUGGCGCUGAACCUGGUAUUCUUCAUGUCCAGUGCGUGUAUGAUCUGCGAAACAACAGUGUCUUCAUCUAACAAGAGUUCCAGCACUCGCAGGGAUUACAGACUCUUCGCACGCUUAGCUUUUCUUAUGGGUCUCACGUGGAUAGUGGGCUUUAUUGCAGACUACUUGAACCUGAACGCAGUUUGGUACAUCUUCGUGGCUCUAAAUGCCUUCCAGGGUUUCUUCAUCUUCGUAGCCUUCACGUGGACAAAGAAGGUAAGGAACGGAUUCAGAUCCCAAGUAUCUGGAGAUACUAAAUCAAACUAUAUGAAGAAGAAGGAUACAUCCUGCUGGUCCUGGACAAGCAGCAGGACAGGUCACACCGAGAGCACUGAACUCGGGAUCCCUCUGAAAAGGCGACGCUCAUCACUCCCUUGUAGUGCACCAUGCGAGCGCAACUGAACGCGUAUGAAACUCUGCACCUGAAAGCCCGGAACAGUGGGGAAGAGACAGCCUUUGAUAGGUAACGGCCGAUAAACACUUACCCGCGGCAACGGAUACGUACGUAACAAUAGAACUGUCAGAAGCGGUGUUUUCUAUGUGGUCCGUGCCGAUGCUAUGUGUACGGAAGCUUAAGAAUCCAUAUUGUUACUCUCGUCAGAGAGGAUGUUCGGCAAGUGUUCAGGUGGAAAUUAAAAUUACUUGUCAUGAGUCUCAAGGGGCUUGUCGCCAAGACGAACUGAUUGGCGGUAAAUCGCCAGUCGUAAAGUAACUCUGACUCUUGACUAUAUUUUUGGAGAUCCAUCUCCCGUGGAGGCGUGUUCGAAUACCUCCAGCGUAGCCCUGCGUGUCGUAGAAGGUGAUGAAAAGGGAACCCAGUGCCUGGGGGUAUAACUGGGCCAGCCUGGGUCCUGGGGGGGGGGUACGAGUAAAUACGGGGUCCUGGCCCUCCAGAUUGGGGGAGUCUCGAAUCUGAGAGUCCCGCGGGACUCGGACUGAGAAUAACUGCGCUGGCGAGGACC